AUGGGCUCCGGCAGAUGGGUCCUGCUCAUGGUUUUCCUCUUCCAUCUGCCCGAAUCGAGAGGAGCCUUGGAGGGUAAACGUUUCAGCGUGGGAUUUCUGGAGAGGGCAAAGGAGAAGGAUCUCUUCGAAUGGAUGGUUGGGGUGAGAAGGAGAAUUCAUGAGAACCCGGAGCUCGGGUACGAGGAGUUCCAGACCAGCAAGCUGAUUAGAGACGAGCUUGAUGCCAUGGGUAUCCCCUACAAGCAUCCCAUCGCCGUCACCGGCGUCGUCGGAGCCGUCGGCACUGGCGGCCCCCCCUUUGUGGCCCUGCGGGCCGACAUGGAUGCCCUCGCUGUGCAGGUUCGGAUUGCUGAAUCUCCUUCGAUUUCUUUUUUCUGGACCCAGUUGUGGAUUUUUUCUUCUUCCCGACGGAUCCCUUGCGCCUCUCUUCUUCUUCUUCUUCUUCUUCUUCUUCUUGCGAUCAUACUUCCGUUCAUGGUCUUCUACCCUUUCUUCUUUUCUCUAAUGGCCUGAAGAUUCAUCGAUUCACGGGUCCUCCACGGGUUUGAUUUCUCUGCCAUGAGAAUUCUGCAAUCGGGGGUAGUGUUACCCGUCGUCGACGAGCCCCUCUUCACCUGCAGAUUCCUUGCUUCCUCUCCGGGAUUCCUUCGGAAACUGCGAUUCGUUUUGUUAUUUAUUUAUCGUGGAUCAACCGCAGGAGGGUCUGGAGUGGGAGCACAAGAGCAAAGUCCCGGGGAAGAUGCACGCCUGCGGGCACGACGGCCACGUGGCGAUGCUGCUCGGAGCGGCAAAGCUUCUUAAAGAACAACAAGAGCAUCUACAGGUUUCCGCCUCCCCUUUCUCUUGCUCUCUAUAAUGAAUAGAUCAUUCUCGUCACCAUGAUCUCAGGCGAGCCCCUCGCCGAUCCUCCCCAGAUCUCUGUGCAUCUGCACCGAGGGAAAAGUUUUGGAUCUCGGCUGGAGUUUCUGAGCCUGAAAAUAGGAGGUUUCUUCCUCUCCCCUUCUUGUUCUGAGAUGGGUUACAUGGGGAAUAUUCUUGGAGUCCGCCCCAUGGAGAAAUGUUUGACAUUCUUCCUUGUUUGACCUUUUAGGGCGUCUUCCUCUCUCCAUCUUUCAGUCAAAUGCUAAUAAAUGUUUAAUAUGUAUCUUCAUUAAGUGGGGAUCUUCAGGAGUCAGAUCUAGAGAAUGAUGUGACUCGUGUUCCAACAGUUUUUUUUUUUUUUCAGGCAAUUGCGACAGUUUUUUUUAUGGUCUUAGUUGACAUUUAGUGCCAGCUAAUAACAUCACUGGGUUUUAUUCUUAGCCAUGAUGAUUCUGUUCAUCUAAGGUGGGAAGAUGAUGGCGGUCAACGGCUACAGAAAAGGAUGGAUGAGGGAACUGUCUAGGGAUGAGAAUGCCUUUGGGGGAACGAAGAGUGCCUCUGUGUGUUGGAUGAAGAGAGUGUGGGUAAGGCAGGGGGAGAAAGUCAAAGGUUGACGUUCCUAGGAGCCAUCCAUGGUACUCCAUCAAGACAGCCGCGGAUUGUAGAUAUCUCAUACACGGAUCCCCAACUUCAACGCAGCCGCGCAUGUGAAUAACCAUCAUAGAAAUCCUCUGUCCUUCUUCGCAGCGGGCAAUCCCCUGAGAUCUCAGGUGGUGGUUGACUUUCUGUUGAAUGAAGAUCUUUCCCUCAAUUAGAAUGUAAAAUCUCCAGCCUUUAGGGAUUUCUUACACAUGGGUCAGAGCUGACCAUGGUGCUCCGGUCUGCAGAUCUUUGAGGAACAAGGGUUGACUGUGCGCCACUUUUAUCAGUAAUCUCUUGAUGCAAUCCACAUUCUAUCAUCUCAAGCCCUGGUUGUCAAAAUAAAGUCAGAUCAGCAUGUCAAACAGAGACCCGGAUGGGUAGCUGCUCGCUGAGAGGCCCAGUACUUUCGUUAGUUGGGUGAUAUUGCUAUGUUCUUGGUGACACUUUUCAUAGAUCUUGUGAUUUGGGCUUUUACAAGCCGCCAUAGCCACUGGUUUCAUGUCUACUUCUUGAUGUAGAUUGGUCAAUCAAGUGCCUAGAUUGUUCAUACCACUGUCGUUUUUAUGCCCAUACCCUAAUUGCUAGGGUAGUUUUUUUUUCAAGCAUAGGCUCUAUUUGAUCUAUCCAAAGUCUUUUCUGGGUAGUGGACAUUGGGGUGAGGAUGGUUCGUAAAAAGACUUCCUGUUGGAAGUGCAACGAAUCAGUAUGAGAAGCAGUCACAAGAUCACAUGAAGAAUUUUGGAUAGUUUGGUCAACCCUAUGCGAAGUCAACUCCGUAGGCUAUUAUCGUCAUCCCAAGACACUAACCGACCUGAAUUCAGCCUACAUGUGGUGCUUCUCAAAUCUUUAUACCAUGAGCGAGUUCUUGCCCAGUUGCACGAGGUAAGAAAAAAAGGAAUAGCAAAUGUAUGCCUUGUGGCUAGGAGCAAAGACUAGACAGAAAUUGCUUUAAUAAGUCAACGGCUUGUCUAACUCGCUAACAAGCUAGCACUUGCUAUUUUUGACAGCUUGGAUCUCUUGUUAGCAAGAGGUUUUGGUCGUGUCAGCUUCAAAUAUAGGCUAAUAUCCGUCAGAAUCACGUUCCUAUUUUUGACUUGUAUCCGGCAGGUGUCAACUCUUGUCAAGUCCUUGGCGGGACAUUAUUCGAUGUGUAUGUCUGGUUGACACCUCGGUUGACUUUUUGUCCUCUGGUUGCUAUUAUUCAAUGGGUAUGUUUGGUCGACACCUCGGCAGGCUUUCACAUGUUCUAAGGCUCUCUGUGACUUUUAUUUAUUUAUCAUCUUGGAAGAGAAAUUGAGCCCCUGCUCUGUAGUGAUCUGGUUUUCAGAAUGGAAAACCAUAUUUGAUGGAGAAAAAUAAUCCUGCUGGGGCUCCUCUGCUGAUUAAAUUUCUUUAUUUUAUUUUCCAUUUCUUCCGGUGAAGAGACGAUUUAUAGCUUCAUUUUCCCGCACAGAUUAUCAGAAAAUGAGAACAAAAAUUGUCAAAAAGGCCUAAAAAUACUGCGCAUCGGACCCAUGCUUCAUUAAUAUUAUUAGUAUUUUUAAUUCCCGAAUUUUUCUUUAUUCGUUCAAAAUGCAGGACCUCUCUCUCUCUCUCCAAAAUAAUCCCCUGAAUCUUUCCAAAUGUGGAAAAAGUCGACGUUUUUCACUAUCCAUGUGAGCGACUCUAUCGGGUGUGCCCGUUUCACAGCUGACCCACGGGGUCAGCCAUCCAGUGCAAAACUGCCUGGAUAUGAGUGGAAGAUGGCCGGUCAACGGGAUCACGAGAUUUUUUCUAAUUAUCAGAUGAUUUGCAGCAAGAUCGACGGACCCUUUUUAAUGAUUGAAUUAUUUUAAUCUGCAAUUGUUUCCGGGGGAGGAAAAAACAAAUUGAAUGAGGUUUUCUGGGUUAUUUUUAUUUAUUUAUUUAUUUAUUUAUUUCUCUCCAAACAGGGCACUGUUCUUCUGCUCUUCCAGCCAGCCGAGGAGGGCGGAGGCGGCGCGAAGAGGAUGAUCGACGAGGGGGGGGUGGAGAACGUGGAGGCCAUGUUCGGAUGCCACCUGGACGGCUCGCUCCCAGUUGGCGUGGUGGCCUCGAGGGCGGGACCCAUACUGGCCGGAUGCGGCUUCUUCGAGGCCGUCAUCAGCGGCAAAGGCGGCCACGCCGCCAUUCCCCAGGAAACCAUCGACCCCAUCCUCGCCGCCUCCAACGUCAUCGUCAGCCUCCAACACCUGGUUUCUCGUGAGGCUGAUCCCUUAGACUCACAGGUAGUAGUAAUCCCGUAAAUCUUUCUUUCUCUAGAGAGAGAGAGAUGAUGGUGAUGAUGAUCUUAUGGGCAAAUGGAGUUGGGCAGGUGGUGACGAUAGCGAAGUUCCAAGGGGGGGAUGCGUUCAACGUCAUCCCGGACUCGGUGACCAUCGGCGGGACCUUCAGGGCCUUCUCCAAGGAGAGUUUCGCCCAGCUCCGGCAGCGGAUAGAGGAGGUAACCUCACCCUUCUUCUUCUUCCCCUCUUAAAGACAAAUAGAGAGAGAGAGAGAGAGAGAGAGAGAGAGAUCGUCUUCUUCUUCUUCUUCUUCUUCUUCUUCUUCUAGGGUUUCUUCCUCUUCUGAUCUUGGUUGCGACGGUAGGUGAUAAAGGGGCAAGCGGCGGUACAGAGGUGCAGAGCCGAGAUUAACUUCAAGGCAAAAGAUCUGCCCUAUUAUCCGGUGACGUUGAACAGCGAAGAGCUCCACGAGCGCUUCUCCAAGAUUGCCGGGGAGAUGAUCGGCCCCCAGAAUGUGAGGACCCGCUCGCUGACCAUGGGAUCCGAGGAUUUCGCCUUCUUCUCCGAAGCCGUCCCCUCCGCCUUCUACUUCUUCGUCGGCAUGAGGAACGACUCCCUGCCGCCGCCGCCGAGCCACUCCCCAUUCUUCACCCUGGACGAGGCGGCGCUCCCUUACGGCGCCGCCCUCCACGCCGCCCUCGCCGCCCAUUACCUCGCCGACGCCGCUGCGCCGCCGACGCCGCGUAAGGAAGCUCACGACGAGUUGUGA
Molecule: messenger RNA, 4515 nt
Organism: Spirodela intermedia
Lineage: Eukaryota; Viridiplantae; Streptophyta; Magnoliopsida; Alismatales; Araceae
Source: the annotation of a GenBank genome assembly